AUCCUGAUCCGCAGCAAAAUAGAAAAUAUGGGAGCAUUUUCCAUCUUCGUAACCCUGCUUCUAGUGUCCGUUGUAUGUGCAGUGGACAAGACCAGAGAAGAUGGCGCGCGCGGAUCUGCUGUUGUGGAAGCGGUGGUUGAUUUACUUAGAGAGCGAUGUAUCAUAUCUGAUGAUAAUUUCUAUUUGAGAAGAAUGGCUUAUGCUGCCAGUAGAGAUGGAGAGAAAAGCGACACCUAUCUGCAAGGAUUUCAUGGUGGCAUCUGGCAGAUCAAUCAACAGAAGUUUCUUCUUACCCAAACUUCUUACAAUUUACGAAAUCAACGUAAUGGAAUUCAAAGAAACUUCAGCAUAAAUUGGUCCCGCGUCACAUGGUCAGACCUUCGGAAACCAUUAUACUCAGGCAUUGCAGCUGCACUGUAUGUGCAGUAUGUUCGCGAGAGAUACCGAACUACCAUUCCCUCAACCAUUGAUGCUCAAGCGCUCUUUUGGACCAAAGAAUUUGGUGGACAAAGAAAUGAUUUUCUUGCAGUAAAUAACCUUCGCCAGGUAUCCUGUGACAUGAAGCCUGUAGAUCUUGUGUUUGUGGUCGACGAAUCUACAAGCAUCGGUAAAACAAAUUUUAAUAAAAUGAAGAACUUUCUUGAGAACCUUGUGGACCAAAUAACCAUUUCAAACACUGCAUUUCGCGUUGGACUCGUCAAGUUCCAUACGUCUGCCACUACAGUGUUCGAUCUAAACACAUACAGUCAGAAAUCAUCUAUUAAGAGAGCCAUUCAGAACAUGAGUUAUGUACGAGGAGGCACGAGUAUCGGAGAAGGUAUAAAGAGCGGUCGUACUGUGUUCAGCCGAUCGUCAAGGAAAGACGCCACAAAAGUAAUGAUCCUGCUCACGGAUGGACAAUCCAAAAAUAAAACUUUGACAGCCCAAGAAGCCAACAGAGCAAAGUCUAAAGGCGUAUCUAUUUUUGUGAUCGGAAUAGGUGAUGUGGACAGGGAAGAAAUAACCUCUGCAGCCUCGGAGCCGACUUGUGUACACGUGUUUAUGUUGCAGGGGUUUUCUGGAAUUAGCAAUAUUCUGUAUGAUGUCAAAAGACGAUCAUGUAAAGCACCAAAGAAAGUGAAAGUCGAUAAUGAAACAACAGUGGUGGUGGAUUUAAAACCAAACCGGGAUGUUGAGGACACUGUGGAAAUUGACACAAAGGCUCAAGUCACAGUAAUAACGGCGAAUGUUACCUGUGGAGAGGUCGAACUCUUUGCUUCAGCUCAAACAUCUACCCCAAGUGAGGUUUUCUAUGACGUGAAAGGAGUAGCACGAGACAACGAACCAGCCUCGUUUUCAAUUAAAAACCGCGGUCGGACUGUAUUUGUUCAUUACAAAGGAAAGGUCAUUACAACGAUGGUGUAUUGCAAAACAAUUAACAAGACGUUCAGUAUAACAUUCAACCAAGCAACAGAUGAAUGUAAAAGAAAACCAUGUAAAAAUGGUGCAAUUUGCAUAGAUCUUCUAAGCGGUUUUACAUGUCAGUGUGCUUCUGGCUACACUGGGAGAUUAUGUGAAAAAGAGGUUAAUAUGUGUGAAAGCUCACCAUGUCAAAACUGGGGAACUUGUUCGAAGAAUGGUAAUGGUUAUCGAUGUUAUUGUGCGUCUGGUUUUACCGGAAAGAAUUGUGAGGUCAAUAUUGACGAUUGCACACCAAACCCAUGCAGGAAUGGUGGAUCAUGCUCGGAUCUCGUUAACAACUUCCGCUGUUCGUGCCCGAAUGGUUAUACUGGUAAAGCAUGCGAUGUCACAGUAAACCACUGUCGGUCUUCAUCUUGUGAAAAUGGAGGUAGCUGUAUCAACUCACCCAGUGGCUUUAGUUGUUAUUGUCAAACUGGAUUUACGGGCUCAAACUGUGAGAAUGGUAUAGUUCAACAGUCGAACUCCAAGUGUAUACCUAUGGGUAAUAUUUAUCACAUACCAUAUCCAAAGGAUAAGACAAAGUUCAUUCAGUGUGAUGAGUUUGGGGGAUCUUUCGUCAUGCCUUGUGCUCCUGGGACUCAGUUCAACAAAGACUAUCAAACAUGCGUUCCCAGAAAAACUGUGGAGUGUCCAAGAGCAGGAUACUAUACAUUUGCUGAUCCGCGUGACCCUGGUAGAUAUUACCAAUGCAGUAAUGGUGUAUCGUAUUUAAGGUCAUGUCCUGGAGGCCUCGUCUUUGACGACAAUCACAAGUCAUGUACCUGGCCCACUAGUAAACGACAGCAAACAGAGUACAGCACCCUAACUGAUGGCGAUGACGAAGGAGAUGAUGCCGAAGACGAUGAUGAUGAUAUAUUUGACGAUAAUGAUGACGCAAUGGAGUCUGAGCGCGACGUGGAAGAAGGCAAAAUAGAUGCCACUGAUGAAAAACAAAGAAUGCGCAAUCUCGAAAAAUUGAAAGAGGUUUUUAGAAAUCUUCUUGAUGAUAACGAAUAA
This is a messenger RNA of Saccostrea echinata, 2457 nucleotides long. Its product is annotated as matrilin-2-like. Gene Ontology annotation, biological process: establishment or maintenance of epithelial cell apical/basal polarity; heterophilic cell-cell adhesion. NCBI's taxonomy places the organism in Eukaryota, Metazoa, Mollusca, Bivalvia, Ostreida, Ostreidae. Gene Ontology annotation, cellular component: plasma membrane; protein-containing complex; extracellular region. The record is from RefSeq and is a predicted model, not a curated record. The annotation marks the transcript as partial. Gene Ontology annotation, molecular function: chitin binding; calcium ion binding. The transcript has 10 exons.